Messenger RNA from Neofelis nebulosa (Clouded leopard), 2579 nucleotides. It is a transcript of the gene SPATA2L, whose product is annotated as spermatogenesis associated 2 like. The transcript has 2 exons. The record is from RefSeq and is a predicted model, not a curated record. NCBI's taxonomy places the organism in Eukaryota, Metazoa, Chordata, Mammalia, Carnivora, Felidae. The coding region runs from base 137 to 1471 and encodes 444 amino acids. Gene Ontology annotation, cellular component: cytoplasm.
CCCUCGCGGGGUCCCGCAGCACUCCCUGGUGGGCGAGGCGGGGUCUCCCUGUUCGGGAGCGGGGACGCAGCUGGCGGGGUGCUGUAGGCCCUGGGGUCCGUUCAGCUGACGAGGUCGCCGGGCUGCGGGGGGGACCAUGUGGAUGCUGGGUGGAGGCUCUGGGGGGCGCACAACUGGCGGGGAGAGGUCUCUGGUUCCUGACACGCGACCCCCGCCCGCCAGAAUGGGCAGCAGCUCGCUGUCCGAGGACUACCGCCUGUGCCUGGAGCGUGAGCUGCGGCGCGGCCGCGCGGGCGUGUGCGGGGACCCAUCGCUGCGCGCGGUGCUGUGGCAGAUCCUGGUUGAAGACUUCGACCUGCACGGGGCGCUGCAGGACGACGCGCUGGCGCUGCUCACCGACGGCCUGUGGGGCCGCGCCGACCUGGCCCCCGCGCUGCGCGGCCUGGCCCGCGCCUUCGAGCUGCUGGAGUUGGCCGCCGUGCACCUGUACCUGCUACCCUGGCGGAAGGAGUUCACCACCAUCAAGACCUUCUCCGGGGGCUACGUGCACGUGCUGAAAGGUGCCCUCUCGGAGGACCUCCUCAUCCAGAGCUUCCAGAAGAUGGGUUACGUGCCCAGGGACAACCACCGCCUGACGAUGGCUGCCCUGCCACCCGCCUGCCAGCUGGUGCAGGUAGCCCUGGGCUGCUUUGCCCUGCGGCUGGAGUGUGAGAUCCUGGGCGAGGUGCUGGCCCAGCUGGGGACCAGCGUGCUGCCAGCGGAGGAGCUGCUGCAGGCCCGGCGGGCCAGCGCGGACGUGGCCUCCUGUGUGGCCUGGCUGCAGCAGCGGCUGGCCCGGGAAGAGGAGCCGCCACCUCUGCCCCCCCGGGGCUCCCCAACCGUGUUCCAGACGCAGCUGGACCUAUACCGGGACCUGCAGGAGGACGAGGGCUCAGAGGAGGCCAGCCUGUACGGGGGGCCCUCGCCGGGCCCCGACUCCCCUCCCCCAGAGCUGGCCUGCCGGCCUCCACUCUGGGGACAGAGCGCCAAACUGUGGGGUGCCAGGGGAGGGGCCUGGGAGCCACUAGGGGAGGCUGAGGUGCUGCCGCAGGCCAGCAGCCCGCCGUACGGGGCCUUGAAGGAGGAGCCGGAGCCAGAGCCGGACGCCUUCUCCUUCCUGUCGCUGCGCCAAGAGCUGCUAAGCAGGCCCGGAGCCCCAGGGAGGUCGGGGCGGGCCAGCCCCCAGCGUGGGUACGGGCCCAGCCCCCCACCCCCCGGCUACCAAGCACACGGCUGCCUGGCUCCCGGUGCCCUGCCCACCCUCUGCUGUGACACGUGCCGCCAGCUGCACGCCCCGCACUGUGCCACCCUGCCUGCCUGCCGUCUAGGUCACGCACUUCGUGUGCUGCUCGGUGACACCCAGCAGCGCCUCUGGCUGCAGCGUGCACAGGUGGACACCCUCCUGUAUGAUGGGCCCGGGGCCCGACCUUAGGCCCAGCCAGGCCCUGGGUCAAGUGCUUUCCAGAGAGUUUCCGUGGUGCUUCUCUGGGCCUCAUCACUCCUCAGGCCUGAGCCCUGGCCACCCUGCCCCCCCGGGGACUCCUGGGCACAGCAGGGUGGGGGAUCCAGGCCUCACAAAGCAGGAGAUGGGCUCCUGCCUUCCAUGGAAAGCUCUUGCCUGGGGCUGGCCAGCUCCCCACCCCCUGCUCCCAGUGUUCCAGACUAUGUCCCAACGUGCUGGGUGGAGUCUAGCUUGUGUCAGCGUCUCACCACCAUGCCUACUCCCAUGAAGGGCCCUCUCCCUCCUCUUUCACCCCUCCCCCAACCCACUGAAGGGGCCCAGCACCCAGCCUGUAGCUCUUGACCUAUCCCUGUAAGUUGUGGUUCAGGACACGUUGCCUCCCUCUGAGCGCCCAAGGGAGAUUUCCCUCACAGGGGUGUCCUUGGAGGCCCGCAGGUGACACCGUGGGCCACUGAGCACCACCGUGACCAGCCCAGGGGCUCUGCCAGGUACGUGGCUGACCUAGCCUCUUGCCGAUGGAACGAGCCGAGGGCUGGCCCGAGACGAACCCACGUGCCCUGGUCAUCGCUGGGCUGGGAAGUUGGGCCCGCACGUGGAAGAGAAACAAUCCGAUCUCAUAGCAGAGUGUGCAGGCUCCCGAGGAGUCCAGAGAGCAGGGAGGCAGGCAGCAAGUGGGGCCUGGACAGGCUGUGUCACUCGCUUCCAGGUGGAACAUGGGGCUUCUGAGCAAUCAGCACGCCACAAGCCACCUUGCUGGGGCUCUCUGCUGCACAGGCUUCCCACCUGAUCAUUCACCCUGGGCCCAGUGGUAAAGAUGGGAGCCAGGCUCUUGAGUAGGCACCUGCUCAGACAGACUCUCAGGGUGCAGGCAGGCGGAACCCCUUUUCCUGGGGGGGGAAGGGUCCCAGAACAUACUAACCCACAGGACUGGAGGGGACAGGUGCCUGUUUCUGUGCUGGCCCCUCCUCACUGGGCACUCUGCCCGUCUGUCUGUCCCACCUCUCUUUCCCAGCACUCAGAGAACCACCUUCACGUCAUGAGUCAGAACCCAAAGUUCAUUAAAGGACAUUGAACCUGU